GCUCACAGCAUCAACGAUCCCAUUCAUUUUCUUAAAAGAAUUAAAAAUCGAAUAAUGGAUCUACAUAUCGAUUGCUUUGACAGAGAGAGGAAGAUAUGAAUCUGCUAAUUGGUUUUGCUUGAGCUUCACAUGUCAAGUUGAAAAUGCAAGUAUAUUUUAGAUCUUAGAAUUUAUUAUUUGCUAUCGUUUUUAAGAUUCUUAAAUGCAUUUAGUGGAUUUUAGUGGAAGAUAGAAACUUGAAGGUGUAAAGAGAAAGAAAAGGAGGGGAAAGAUGCUGGGUCGGUCUACUUUGUCAAGAACAGGAAGUUUCAGGCCAGAAAAUCUUGGCCAAAAUGCACUGGCCAUGAUUGGUAAUCUCUGUUUUACAAUAUUUGUUUUAGGAGUUCUAAUUUUCACAAUUAUUGCUGCCACAUAUGAACCUGAGGACCCACUUUUUCAUCCAUCAACAAAAAUUAAUACAUUUCUCAUAUCAACCUCAAAUGCAACAUUCAAAUCUGAUAACACUUUGAUAAGAACUGGAGAAGAUUUCAUAGCCCGUAACCAGACUGAAUUUGGCAGUUCUAUUGACAUUACUGAUGUAGAAACCCCAAAUGAUGGUGGUGCUGGUAGUGAUGGUAAUCCUGAAUCCGCUGCAGAAAAUUGUGUUGGUCCUAUAGAUUGUAAGGACCCAGAAGUGUUUCAUUUGAUGAUGAGAAAGGCUAUAGAGCAUUUUAAGGAUAUACAUUUUUAUCGGUUUGGGAAACCAGUCCCUGCCAAUGAUAGUAGUUGUGACAUGGCGUGGCGGUUUAGGCCUAAGGAAGGGAAAAUUGCUUCAUUUUAUAAGGAUUAUAGGCGGUUUGUGAUAGCUAGGUCGGAGAACUGUACACUUAGUGUUGUGGGGAUUGGGGAUUACCAUACCGGUGUAAAUGCAAGGAAGAGGAAGAAGCAUCAGAAACCUGGGUUUGAAAAGAAGCCAGCUAGUAUUGUAGAAGGGGGAGCAUUGCCUGUUGUUGGGGAAACUGUGAAUGAUUCGCUUCCUAUGGUUGAGUCUGAAAACUCAUUUAGCCAUGGCAAGUAUUUGGUUUACAGUGGUGGUGGUGAUAGAUGCAAGAGUAUGAAUCAUUAUUUGUGGAGUUUCUUGUGUGCAUUAGGUGAAGCGCAGUAUCUAAAUCGAACAUUGGUUAUGGAUUUGACUAUCUGUUUGAAUUCAAUGUAUACUUCUUCAAAUCAGGAUGAGGAAGGGAAGGAUUUCAGGUUUUAUUUUGAUUUUGAGCAUUUGAAGGAUGCAGCAUCAGUGUUGGAUCAAGCUCAAUUUUGGGAUGAUUGGGGUAAAUGGCAUAAACAAGAUAAGUUGAGUCUUCACCUUGUAGAGGAUUUCAGGAUCACGCCUAUGAAGCUUGCAGAGGUACAAGAUACUCUGAUUAUGAGGAAGUUUGGAUCUGUUGAACCAGAUAAUUACUGGUAUAGAGUGUGUGAAGGAGAGACAGAGUCCAUUGUUCAACGGCCAUGGCAUUUAAUAUGGAAAUCGAGUAGGUUGAUGGAUAUUGUUUCUGCAAUUGCCACGAGAUUGAAUUGGGAUUACGAUGCAGUUCACAUCGAGAGAGGGGAGAAAGCAAAGAACAAGGAGCUCUGGCCUAAUCUCGCACAAGAUACUUCACCUGAUGCAUUGCUCGCGACCUUAGCUGACAAGAUUGAAGAUGGAAGGAGCCUCUACAUCGCAACAAAUGAACCCGACACAUCCUUCUUUGACCCUUUGAAGGACAAGUACACAACCCAUUUUCUUGAUGAGUACAAGGACCUUUGGGAUGAGAACAGCGAGUGGUACUCGGAGACAACCAAACUUAACAAAGAUGUUCCAGUUGAAUUUGAUGGUUAUAUGAGGGUGUCCGUCGAUACAGAAGUGUUCUUGAGAGGGAAAAAGCAGAUUGAAACUUUCAAUGAUCUUACUAACGAUUGCAAAGAUGGCAUUAAUACUUGCAAUACUGCUGCUAGUUAAUUCUUAUAUAAGAGGUUGGAAUCUUCUCUUUUUGCAGUACUGAAUAUAAGAACAUGUACUUGUAGCCAUUGUCUUUAUUGCUUCUGAGGAACUGUUAGCAUUAUUUAUUAGUUUUGGUAGCUUGAGCAUGAAUUUUGUACUUGUAGAACAUUAUAUAUCGUCAGUGUUUCAUUACUUGUAUUCUUGCUUCAUUGCAUUACAUGUGUAAGCAAUCAUGUGGUACCUUAUCAAAGAUAAAAUUUACUUCUCAAGUUCUUUUUUCC
Messenger RNA from Jatropha curcas, 2238 nucleotides. RefSeq names its product calcium ion-binding protein. NCBI's taxonomy places the organism in Eukaryota, Viridiplantae, Streptophyta, Magnoliopsida, Malpighiales, Euphorbiaceae. The record is from RefSeq and is a predicted model, not a curated record. Gene Ontology annotation, cellular component: Golgi apparatus.